GGGGACGCGGAGGGACUUGGUCAUGGCCUCCGAGAAGCCGCUGGUGGCCGUCACCUGCACGGCGCCAGUCAACAUCGCGGUCAUCAAAUAUUGGGGCAAACGAGAUGAGGAGCUGGUCCUGCCUAUCAACUCCUCCCUGAGUGUCACUUUGCAUCAGGACCAGUUAAAAACCACCACGACAGCUGCCAUCAGCAAGGACUUCUCAGAGGACCGGAUUUGGCUGAAUGGCCGGGAGGAGGACAUGGGGCAGCCACGCCUCCAGGCCUGCCUGAGGGAGAUCCGGCGCCUGGCCAGAAAGCGGAGGAACGCAGGAGACGGGGACUUGGUUCCCCUCAACCUCAACUACAGGGUGCAUGUAGCCUCAGUGAAUAACUUCCCCACGGCUGCAGGCCUGGCCUCCUCAGCAGCGGGCUAUGCCUGCCUAGCGUAUACCCUGGCCCAGGUCUAUGGGGUUGAGGGUAACCUCUCUGAAGUAGCACGCCGUGGGUCGGGCAGUGCCUGCAGGAGCCUGUAUGGGGGCUUCGUGGAGUGGCAGAUGGGGGAGCAGACAGAUGGCAAGGACAGCAUUGCCCGGCAGGUGGCCCCCGAGGUGCACUGGCCCCAACUCCGAGUCCUCGUCCUUGUGGUGAGUGCUGAGAAGAAGCUGACGGGCAGCACAGUGGGCAUGCAGACCAGCGUGGAGACCAGCGCCCUACUCAAGUUCCGGGCUGAGUCGGUGGUGCCAGCACGCAUGAGGGAGAUGGCACGCUGCAUCCAGGAGCGGGACUUCCAUGGCUUUGCCCAGCUGACCAUGAAGGACAGCAACCAGUUCCACGCCACCUGCCUUGACACCUUCCCGCCCAUCUCAUACCUCAAUGAUAUCUCCAGACGCAUCAUUCAGCUGGUGCACCACUUCAAUGCCCACUAUGGACAGACGAAGGUGGCAUACACAUUUGAUGCGGGCCCCAAUGCUGUGAUCUUCACCUUGGAUGACACUGUGGCUGAGUUCGUGGCAGCCGUGAGACACAGCUUCCCCCCUGCAGCAAAUGGAGACAAGUUUCUGAAGGGGCUGCAGGUGACACCUGCCCCUCUCUCUGAUGAGCUGAAAGCUGCGCUGGCUUGGGAGCCCAUCCCUGGCGGUGUCCAGUACAUCAUUGUCACUCAGGUGGGGCCGGGGCCUCAAGUCCUGAACGACCCUAAUGCUCAUCUCCUGGGCUCAGAUGGCCUGCCAAAGGGUGCCGCUUGAUCAGCUCCACAUUGGACCCCACCCCACCUGGAGAGGGGCUUGCUCACUGGGACUACAGAGCUGGUGUGACGGUGGCUGUGCUUGUGGGGACCAGCCUGGUGAUGCACUGUGGCCCAGACACAGCUGGGCAAGUGGAGUAGCCACCUGCAGCGCCCAGGCAGUCAGGGGAAGAUCCCCCUGCCAAGUGCCUCUCCAGCACUUUGCAAGAUGAGAAUCAGGGCCCAGCCAUCUGCUGAAGGGCUGCUGGCCCGAGCUCUGGCCAAGCUCACCGGGGAGUCGCCAUCCCACUGACUGAGUGGGUGCUACGCGGGCCUCAGGAAACCUGCCACGUUCUUGGAGGAUGCUGGCUGCAGACGGGGCCUCUGCCGAGACUUGAGCUAACCCUGUACUCAGGUCAUGGGUGUGGACGGGAUGCUUCUUUAUGAAAAGACCAGUGACCCUCCUAGUGAGGAGAAGGGACUGUGGGCCCAGCGGAGGUGGGGGUACAUUGUAGGAGCUGGAACCUGGUGUUCCACGGGAAUAAACCACUAUUGCCAGUUGCUUGC
Castor canadensis (American beaver) is the source of this 1770-nucleotide messenger RNA. RefSeq names its product mevalonate diphosphate decarboxylase (gene Mvd). Gene Ontology annotation, cellular component: cytosol. The record is from RefSeq and is a predicted model, not a curated record. Gene Ontology annotation, biological process: isopentenyl diphosphate biosynthetic process, mevalonate pathway; isoprenoid biosynthetic process. NCBI's taxonomy places the organism in Eukaryota, Metazoa, Chordata, Mammalia, Rodentia, Castoridae. Gene Ontology annotation, molecular function: diphosphomevalonate decarboxylase activity.